Molecule: messenger RNA, 2091 nt
Organism: Nakaseomyces glabratus
Lineage: Eukaryota; Fungi; Ascomycota; Saccharomycetes; Saccharomycetales; Saccharomycetaceae
Product: translation initiation factor eIF4G
Cellular component (GO): eukaryotic translation initiation factor 4F complex
Molecular function (GO): translation initiation factor activity; protein binding; mRNA binding
Source: RefSeq, a predicted model, not a curated record
AUGAGUGAGGAUAGUGCUGAGCAGGUGAGGAAGACAUUUAUUGAGCAGGUGAGGAUGCGUAAGGCUGCGUUGGAGCAAGCGAAGCUUGCCAAACAGAAGGCCGAGGAAGACGCCAAGCGCGCUGCAGAGGAAGAGGAGAAGAAAAAGCAGGAGGCUGCCGAAGCUGAGGUGAGGGCUGCUGAAGAGGCUAAGGCUGCUGAAGCCAAGGCUCAGGCCGAAGCUGAAGCUGCAGCCCAAAAGGAAGCUCACGCUGAAGCAGAUGUCGAUGCCAUUGAGGCCGAUGUGGAAGAAAAGGUUGAUGAUUCUGAAUCCAACGCUGAAGUGGAGGUAGAUGCCAAGGAGGAGGCAGCUCCAGAGGAGAAGACCGAAGAAGCUGUUGUUGCGCCAGAGAAUUCUAUCUCUGUGUUUCUAGAGAACGUGCACAAGGCUGAGGGCAUUGAGGACCCAUACACAAUGGAAUAUCCAGCCGGUUUGGAGAAACCAGACCCUAGAUAUAAGAAGGAGACUAUGAAGUACACAUAUGGCCCUACUUUCUUGCUGCAAUUCAAGACCAAGAUUAACUUCCAGGUUGAUGAGCAAUUUAAAGCCAGUGUCUUAUCCAAGAUUGUUAUUCCACCAUCUAGUGGCAACAGAAGAAAUAACAGUACCAGAUCCCUUAGAGAUCCAGCUCUUUUGCCAAACUCUUCUCGUAACGGCUCUAGAAGAAGUACCCGUAACUCCAAGAGAUCAUCCAGAAGAGGUGACAGGGACAGGGAUAGCAGAAGAGGCGCCAGAGACUCUUUCAGAAAGGGCGAUGAAAACUCUGAGAAGCAAGAUCAAAAACCACCAGCUGAACCAGUGGCCCCAUUGGUGCCAAGUGCCAACAGAUGGGUUCCAAAAUCCAGACUCAAAAAGGCUACUACCGAAGAUGGCGAGCCUACUGUUAGAUAUGCCCCAGAUGGUAAGACUGUUCUAUUAGAAAAGGAAGACGUCGAAAGAAAGAUGAAGUCUUUGUUGAACAAGUUGACUUUAGAGAAGUUCGAACCAAUUUCUACUGAAAUUAUUGAAAUUGCCAAUCAAUCACAAUGGGAAAAGAACGGUGAAACCCUACAAAUUGUCAUUGAACAGAUUUUCCUAAAAGCAUGUGAUGAACCACAUUGGUCUACCAUGUACGCACAACUUUGUGGUAAGUUAGUAAAAGAUCUUAACGAGGAUAUUGCCGAUGAAAACAACGAGGGUAAGUCUGGUCCUAAGCUAGUUCUUUUAUAUCUAGUUGCUAGAUGUCACACUGAAUUCUCUAAGGGUUGGUCUGAUAAACUACCUACAAAUGAGGAUGACUCCCCAAUGGAACCUGAAAUGAUGUCUGAUGAAUACUACCAAGCUGUUGCAGCCAAGAGAAGAGGUCUUGGUUUGGUCCGUUUCAUUGGUUUCCUAUACAACUUGCAUCUUCUAACAGUUAAAAUGAUGUUUGAGUGUUUCCGUAGGUUAAUGAAGGAUUUAACUGGCUCUCCAUCUAAUGAAGUUUUAGAAUCUGUUGUUGAGUUACUAAACACUGUCGGUCAACAAUUCGAAACUGAUAGCUUUGCAAUCGGUGAAAAUGUCUUGCUAGGUUCCGAUCUUCUAGAUACUCUAUUCGAAUUGAUUCAAAAUGUUAUCGACGCCGGAAAGAUCUCAAGUAGAAUCAAGUUUAAGUUGAUCGAUUUGAAGGAAUUGAGAGAAGAGAAGAACUGGAAUAAUGACAAGAACGACCAAGGACCUAAGACUAUCAAGCAAAUUCAUGAAGAAGACGAAAAGGCACGUCAACUAAAGGCCAUGAACAGCAGUAACAUGGGAUCAAGAAACAACUCCAGACGUUCUGGUGGAAGAGACAGAGAUUUCCCAUCCAGACAAGGUAGUAACAGAGAUAGAGGUUUGAGGAAUUCCAAGAGAGAAUUCUCCUCUCGUAGUAGUACUAACAUAUCAAAGGAUAGCUUUAUUACUACCAGAUCAGCCUCUGGAAGAUACACUAAUGCUCAAACCGCAAGAAACCCUCUACAAAAGGAAGAAGCUCCAAUCAAGCACUCGGCAUCAACGAAUAUGUUCAGUGCUCUGAUGAAUGAUGAUGAGGAAUAA